ACAUCAGAGACAGGUGAUUUAGUCAGUUUUGGCUCAUUGUGGAUCUCAGUCUGUUUUUAACUGGUCUCAGUUUAGAAAAUGAACACUCCCUGCUAGCAUUCGUUACAGGUAAAGUCAUAAAUAUCAACAUUUGGAAAAACUGACUAAUUUUCUUCCUCGUAUAAUUUUGCUGACAUGUCCUUGUUUUCUUUAAUAAAUUCUCUGAAUUGUCCAAUUUCGCCCACAAAAUCUUCCUCCAGAUCACCCGCAUAUUUCUUUUGAAGAUUAGCCGCUCCAGGUCGAAGAUCAUCUACAGAGAUGGAGGGAAUAUUGUUCAAAAAUCCAAACGUCUCCUCAGUGUCUUUGUAGGAGUGAUACCUCCGAUCUAACGAGUCGGUCUAUGGUGGCGAUAAAAACUGUGUUCUAACGAAACAUCCUACCCAUCGAAAUGAUCUACUCACUGAUACUACGCAUGCGCAGACCAAAAUUACGCAACUUUUCUCGAAGCUUACCAACUGUUCGUCGAUCUGUCCCACCUAGUGUUGAAGUUUGAGACUGAUGAUAAUGGCUGAAGCCCUGCAGUUUGGAUCACAGGACAUGUCGGACUGCUUGCUGUGUACUGGCCCCCUAAUUAACCCUUACCAAAUGCCCUGUGGUCACAACAUCUGUGAGAAUUGCUUCAACAACUGCUUGGAUCAGAGGCAAAAUCCCAGGUGUCCUCAGUGCAAAGGGAUGGCUGAUCCACAAGAAAUGGAAGAACUGAAUGAAGCUGGCAAGAAAUUAAUGAAGAUGGGAUUUGGUUCUCCUCCAUCUCAGAAUUACGCUAGCCCUAGAGAUGUGUAUUGUGACUUCUGUGUCGGGAAGAAGGUGAGAGCAGUGACUUCUUGUCUAACCUGCUCCUCCUCUUACUGUAAGACUCACGUGAUGCCUCACUAUGAAGUACUCUCCCUGAAGAAACAUACACUAAGUAAUCCGGAUGGAAAUCUAAAGAGGAACGCCUGUGCAAAACAUCUCAAAAUUAUGAAAAUGUUUUGCAUAACUGAUGACAUCUGUAUCUGCUGGAUAUGUGCGAUGGAUGAACAUAAAGGGCACGAUAUGGAGAAGCUGAAGAAGGCGAGAGAAAUUAAACAGAAUCAGCUGGAGGUGAAAAUGGAGGCAACCAUAUGGAGACGUGACGACAGAGAGGAUGAACUGGAGGAAACAAUGAAUGCGAAUAAACAGAUGAAGAAGUUAGUGGACAGAAUGGUAAAAGAAAAUGAGAAGAUCUUCACUGAUCUUAUCCAAUGCAUUGGAGAAGCCCAGAAAAAAUUAACUGAGAGUAUCAGAGAAACAGAGAAGAUGGAAACGGAGAAGAACAAAAGAGUCGCAGAACAACUGGAGAAGGAGAUUCAGGGGCUGGACAUAAGAAUUGCAGAGCUGAGUCAGCUUCACACAAUCAAGGAUUACAUCCUUUUCCUGCAGUCUUUCAAUUCUCAGAGGGUCCAUCCUGAUGAUAAAAACUCAAUCAGCUCCCCUAUUACUACUGGUUUGUCUUGGAAGGACCUGACACAGAAGAUAUCAUGUCUUAAAUUGAAUCUGGAGAAAAUCAGCCAGUGUGACAUUGUGAAACUGACGGCAUCAGUUUAUGAAUCUUCAGCUUUUCACCUCCUUAAAUCUCGGAGAAGACAAAUCUUUUUAAAAUACUUCUAUCCUCUCACACUGGACAUCAACACGGCACACAGAGCCCUCCGUCUGACUGAAAGGAACAAGAAGGUGACAUGUUGGUGGACACACCUAGACAGAUCUGACAACGUUCAAGUUCUGUGCAGAGAGCCACUGGCUAAGAAACGCUUUUACUGGGAAGUGGAGUGCGUUGGGAAGUACAUUAUGAUAGGGGUCACAUAUAAAGGACUGGAUAGGAGUGGACCCUUCCUGAAGUUGGCCCGUGGAAACAAAAAUACCUCCUGGUGUUUGCAGUGCCGUGAUUAUAAAUACUUUGUGUAUGACGAUGGUGUGGAAGCUGAAAUCCACGACUCCUACAGCCCCAGAGUAGGUGUGUUUCUGGACUGCAAUGCCGGCUCUCUGUCAUUUUAUAGCAUCUCAGGGGCAAUGACUCUCCUAUACAGAUUCAACACCAAAUUCACUGAGCCGCUCUAUGCAGCAUUUGGGUUUUUGAGUGCAGAUAAUCCAACUGUAUUUAACACCAGUGUAUCACUCUGUGAUCUAAUGCAAGGUGACCAUUGACCUGUACCCUCCACCAGUCACUUGAUAUCCUCACAAGUGCAGGUCCGCUGUGUGAUUGUGUGUGUAGUUUGGGUUUGAAUUUGUGGUUUGAGUUUUGUGUUUGUGGUUUGGGUUUGUGCCAUAUUUUACACAAUGGAAUGCUAUGCAGUGAAGGUGGAGAAAACCAUACAAUGCACUAUAAAAGAAAUAAGAAUAAAGAAAAACACAAAAAUAAAGCACCUGAAACAAAUCACUUUAAAUAUUAAACAAAGUUUAAAUUGACUUAAGAGUAUGAAAGGCUUGAAUGAUCACGGUGUCCUAAAGGCCUUGUUGAACAAGAUGAGGAGAGUAGAGUGGGAGAUGAAGCUGAGAAUUAAGGAGGAUAAAAUGUACUA
Molecule: messenger RNA, 2576 nt
Organism: Erpetoichthys calabaricus (reedfish)
Lineage: Eukaryota; Metazoa; Chordata; Cladistia; Polypteriformes; Polypteridae
Product: tripartite motif-containing protein 16-like
Exons: 8
Coding region: 538-2202 (554 amino acids)
Molecular function (GO): zinc ion binding; protein binding
Source: RefSeq, a predicted model, not a curated record